AUGAGUUUAUUUAGUAAAGCAAAAAAAUAUCUCUAUAAAUCAUUACGACAACAGUGUUUGAAUCAAAAGUUAGCUGAAUAUGGUGAGGCAAAGAAACUCCUUUUCGGUUUAACUGAUUUUAAUUACAAACCUGGCUAUAGAGAACAUAAAUAUUUUGAAUAUUUGCUUCCAUCUAAUGCAUGGAGUGAACUUACUUUAGAAAAUAAUAUAAAGAAUAAAGCACUCUUAGAGGCAUAUUAUCCAGAAGAGAUUAAUUCUCAAUAUAUAAUUCAGCUCCUUCGUCCUAUAUUAGAUAUUGAUACAAGGCAAAAAUCAGAUUCUACAAAUCCAGAACUUCUUUCUUUAGAUAGUGAAAAAAUUAUUCAUAAAGAUUUGAUGUCUAGAAUAUUAAUUGCCUGUGCAGAUGCAUUCGAUCUUAAAGGCUUUACAGAAAAAGUCAUUGAAUUAGUAGAAAAACCUUACUCGAAGUUUAUUGAUAUUAGCCUUCCUAAGUUAUGUUUUAGUCUUCGACUUCUUAGAUUAGCAAAAGAAAGCAGAGUUAAAAGACCUGCAAUCACUUCAGCUAAAAAUAGAUUUUACAAGUUAGAAGAUUAUUUAGUUCAGCCUAAAGCAAAUUGUUCUCUUGAGAUCAGAAAAAUUAGAAAAAGAUUAAUUAACUUUCAAGUGCAAUUACCUAACGAAUGUCCUAUUUGUGAAGUUAGACAUAAAAGGUAUCAAUUAUACAGAUUUCUUCUAAAAGAUGAGCGUUUUAUACUCAAAUAUUUUCAGCAACAACAAUAUAAGCUAGAUCACAAGGGAUUGAUAUUUAGCGAAUAUCUAUGCCUACUUGUAGAUUUAUCUGGAAAAAAUAUUAAUAUUAAAGAGAUAAAAGAUGCACCAGAAGCUUAUUCGGAUUUCUCGAGUAAAGAACUCACUACAACCUUAAUUCGUUCACCUGUUGCUUUUAGGAAAACUAAAACUUUAAGAGAGAUUCUUAAUUCUUUAGCUAAAAGUGAAGCGAAUUUACCUUGCUUUAACUGGAUUUCAUAUUGUAAAACUCUUAGCAAUGAGACUAAAGCUAAAGUUGAAAUAUUACAAAAUUCAGGACUUUGUAUAUGCUAUUAUCAGGAAAAUGGUGGUUAUUCUUAUGUAGUUAUCUUAGAUGAAGCGAAUACUAUUAUGCGUCAAAUGUCUAGUGAGAUCUAUGCUCGAGAAUCAGAAAAUGCUAUGCGAGAUUUGUUGAAGUUUGCUGUUCAUAUUAUAGCUAUAGAUGCUUUUGGAAACAAGUCAAUAUUAGCCUUUCUCAAAGCUUAUCAAGAAGCUAGUAUCUCCUUUAAAAUUUCUAAUCAUUUCAAUGCAAUAAUAGUAAUUAGUAAUAUCAAUAUAAGAGUUCAUGUUAAAGCUUUUGCACAAAUGCUUUAUCGAAUUCGUAAUUGUCUAUAUCAUGCUAUCUCUCUUUACAAUAGCAAAAAACUUGGUAUUUUUAAAGAACCAAAUCAUAACCUUAUUUGUACAGAACUUUUAGCCUUAAAACCUGAGGAUUUACUAACAGCAGUAAAAGGAUAUCGUGAAUGGAAUAAAAUUUCUGAUUGCUAUAGACUUGAUUUAUCUCUAGCAGUAAAGAUUUAUAUAGAGGUUGAAUAUCAGAAACGUUUAUCAGUUAAAUACUUUUUGGAAAUUCUUUGUAGUCUUAUUGCUAGUACCAGAGUAUCUCUUGAGUUAAUUACAAUAGAAGAGACUAGCUUGGCAAAAGUUACUCGUGUAGAAGUAUCUAAUAUAAUCAAGAAAGUUGCAAAAAAAAUCGAAGUUGCUGAUACUGAAUUAAUAGCUAAUUUUCUAGAUAUUAGUCUCAAUGAAGCUAAAAUGCUUAAGCUAAAUCUUAUACAUUCUUUUACUGAUAAUAUGAUUCUACAACAGUAUUAUUUAUGGAAAAUUUAUGCUUUAGGUGACAUAGGAAAAGACUUGUCUAUUUCCAAAGACAAGGAAGCUGUUCAUAAUCUUUUCCAAUCAUUAGGUUUUACUGGCAUAAAUGAUGAGCACAUUCUCUUAGGUGAUGAUGUGGCAAAAGCCAAAGGAAUACUUGAUCUCAAUACUACAAUAAAAUUCAUCAAUGCAGUAGUGGGUAAUUGGUGCAGUUAUGCUAUCAAGA
Messenger RNA from Scutellospora calospora, 2128 nucleotides. The record is from the annotation of a GenBank genome assembly. Lineage: Eukaryota; Fungi; Glomeromycota; Glomeromycetes; Diversisporales; Gigasporaceae.